This is a messenger RNA of Strongylus vulgaris, 189 nucleotides long. The record is from the annotation of a GenBank genome assembly. Lineage: Eukaryota; Metazoa; Nematoda; Chromadorea; Rhabditida; Strongylidae.
GUACAAAUUCUCAGGUGGUGAAUGGAGUGCCGCUGGCCGUGGUGAAGCGGGAAGCAUUGCUAAGAACGUCAUGCAUCACGAUGGUGUCAUGCCGGGUGCACAUUGGAUGCGUCAGCCAGUAAACUUUGAACGUGUGAAGAUAACCAACAAUCCCAAUGACACAAAUCCGAGUCAUACUAGAGGCUAGUU